AAUAGCACGCUUCAGUUUUGCAGUCGAGAUCUUACCGGUUCUUAAGAAGCAGCCGUUCCCGUGGAUUUCAGCAGUAAAAUUUAAUUGUUUGCAUUAAGUCAUAAUGGCUGAUCGUGGUGGAUUUCGAGGCGGAUUUGGUGGACGUGGCGGCGGUCGUGAAGAUCGUGGAGGCCGAGGAGACCGAGGGGACCGCGGUGGUCGUCGCGGAGGACGGCGUGGCCGACGUGGAGCUAAGGAGGAGAAAGAUUGGGUUCCCGUUACCAAACUGGGCCGUCUGGUGAAAGAUGGAAAGAUCAAAUCACUGGAGGAAAUCUACUACCAUGCGCUCCCUAUUAAAGAGGCCGAAAUUAUUGAUAUGUUUUUGGGCCCUAAACUGCACGAUGAAGUGCUGAAAAUCAUGCCAGUACAGAAGCAGACGCGUGCUGGGCAGAGGACCCGCUUCAAGGCUUUUGUUGCUAUCGGUGAUCAAGACGGCCACAUUGGUUUGGGUGUCAAGUGCAGUAAGGAAGUCGCCACCGCGAUUCGCGGAGCCAUUAUUCUGGCUAAACUCUCCAUUGUCCCCGUACGCCGCGGCUACUGGGGUAACAAAAUCGGCAAACCCCACACCGUACCUUGCAAGGUUACCGGCCGAUGUGGAAGUGUCUUAGUCCGUCUCAUCCCCGCGCCCCGUGGUACUGGUAUUGUCAGUGGGCCAGUUCCCAAGAAGCUGCUGCACAUGGCUGGAAUUGAAGACUGCCACACAUCCGCUUCCGGCUCGACUGGAACCCUCGGCAACUUCGCCAAAGCCACCUACGAUGCGAUGAGCAAAACGUACAGUUACCUUACCCCCGAUCUUUGGAAAGAAAACGCUCUGGUUGCCACACCUUACUCUGCGCAUCAGGAACAUCUGUCUAAAGGCUUAAGAAAAGCUGUUAUUUGAGAUCCUUUGGGAUUCGUUUCGGAAAGAUUAUGAAAUAAAGUGUAUGUCUCGGAUGG
Molecule: messenger RNA, 975 nt
Organism: Paramacrobiotus metropolitanus
Lineage: Eukaryota; Metazoa; Tardigrada; Eutardigrada; Parachela; Macrobiotidae
Product: 40S ribosomal protein S2
Exons: 5
Coding region: 104-919 (271 amino acids)
Biological process (GO): translation
Cellular component (GO): ribosome; cytosolic small ribosomal subunit
Molecular function (GO): RNA binding; structural constituent of ribosome
Source: RefSeq, a predicted model, not a curated record